UGCUGGGGCGGCCCGGGCCGGCGGAGGCACCCUCGCGGGCCGCCGGAACUUGGGGACGCGGGUCUCCAGGGGCGCGGGCGCGACGGGGCCGCACGUCCCGCCCUGCCUCAGUUUCCCCUUCCCGAGGCGUGGAACGGAAAUCCAGCGGCCGAGUCCUGGGAGACCCGCCGAGCCCGGCGGCAGGAGAGCCCUGCGCGUCUCUGGAAGGCGGUCCCCGCCGGCCUGGGGUGCGGGGCUUCUGGCAGGCGGAGCCCGGCUCGCUGCGAGGAAGCAGACCGGAGGGAACUGCGCGGUCGCUGCGGGAUGGUGGGCUACGGCGUCGUCCGCUCUGAGCCCUGAGUCACGCUGCUGCCCGCCGCGCCUUGCUGCUGGGGCAGCGGGAUCAUCGCUGAUGUCCCGGCGCCUGGACACGGCUUUCCUGGGGUGGCUCGGGGAGUCAGACUCCUCCCCUGAGGCCAUCAGGGGUGGAGGAAGGGCAGGGCUGCGCCCAGGGCAAGGCCUGGCCCCGCUGCUGUCUUCGAGACCUCUUCCACAACCUUAGCACCUCUCGUGCUUCCUGGCUUCCCUCUGGGCCACAGCUAGAGUGAACCUCCUGCUCUUGAACCAGUUCCUGAGCCUUAGGCCCCCUUCCUCCAAAGGGGAUGUCGCAUGCUCAGCACAGGGCUGGCCUGUCAUCCCGCUAUGCCCGCUGACUGCUGUUUUGCUGCUGCUGUUUGGGCUUGCAGGCCUCUUCUGUGAGCCCAGUGUGACCUGGUGGCAGCUAUAAGGGGUGCUUCCAGCUGGUAGCACUUCAGAAGUGCUUUCUCACACUCGCUUGUUGAUCUUCUGGGCAACCUUUUGGGGCAAGUGUUCAUUGGCCAAACACUGAAGAAAACUCAAGCUGAGGGACAAAUGGUGUUCCCAAGGUCACUCAGAGCCAGGCUGGCUCCCGGUGUCUCUCUCUUCCUGGGCCUGUGUCCUGGAGCCUUCCUCAUCAGGUGACCUGUCAGACCACGUGAUCCCGUGUGAGCAAAGCCACCCUUGGGGACCCAUGUGCAUCAUCUUCUUUAAAUUUGAUCCUCGCCCUGUUUCCAAAAAUGCAUACAGGCUCAUCCUGGCAGCCAACAGGGACGAGUUCUACCACAGACCUUCCAAGUUAGCAGGCUUCUGGGGGAACAACAGCGAGAUCCUCAGUGGGCUCGACAUGGAGGAAGGCAAGGAAGGAGGCACGUGGCUGGGCAUCAGCACGCGGGGGAAGCUGGCAGCACUCACCAACUACUUGCAACCGCGCCUGGACCCGGAUGCCCGCGGCCGAGGUGAGCUUGUGGCCCACUUUCUGACCACCGACAUGGACAGCCUGACCUACCUGAAGAAGGUCUCCGCAGAGGGCCACCUGUACAAUGGCUUCAACCUCAUAGCCGCCGAUCUGAGCACAGAGAAGGGAGACGUCGUUUGCUACUAUGGAAACCGCGGGGACCCUGAGCCUGUUGUCCUGGCCCCAGGGACCUACGGGCUGAGCAAUGCUCUGCUGGAGACGCCCUGGAGGAAGCUGUGCUUUGGGAAGCAGCUCUUCUUGGCGGUUGUGGAGCAGAGCCAGGCCCUCCCCAAGGAUGACCUCAUUGCCCAGCUCCUGGACGUGCUCAACAACGACGAGGCGCAGUUGCCAGACCCAGCCAUCGAGGACCAAGGCAGGGAGUACGUGCAGCCCAUUCUGAGCAAGUAUGCGGCUGUGUGUGUGCGCUGCCCGGACUAUGGCACCAGAACCAACACAGUCAUCCUCGUGGACGCUGAUGGGCACGUGACUUUCACAGAGCGCAGCAUGUUGGACAAGGACCCCUCCCGCUGGGAGACCACCACCCACGAGUUCAGGCUGCAGAGUUAACCUCCACCCCUAGGCGUGGCCGGGGGGCUCCUGGAAGGCCCUGCCUCAAGGGCCAUUGUGGAUGGGUACCUUCCACAGCCACAUGUACUGCCCAUGACUUGGCCACUGUCCCCCAGGACCAAGUCCCUCUGAUUUGUGUGUGAUCUAUCUGUGUCCCUGUGUCCAGCUCGGGGUCCACCCUUAUGCCAAUGAGAGUGACAGAGUCCCAUGGCUAGGGCUGGGGCAGGCCCAGUUGUGCUAUGCAUGUGUGAAUGCAUCUGGGCCUAUCCCCUGCCCCUGCACAGAAGCACAGGUGCAUAGGCACACACGUACACUCUUAGGGCAUGCACACAUGCUCAAGUGUGCACAUAUUCCCAGGCAGACACAAACCCAAGUACCAGAUAGGCCUCUCGCACCCACACGUGCUUCUGGCUAGUGGGUCUUUGCUUUGAACAAUGUGACAGAAGUAGGCUUUUCUUUAAAAGUGGCCCCUCCUCUCCUGGGCGUUCCAGGUCCCGGCAAUCAGACCUGCUCUUGGAGGGGAAACAGGCCACAUUUGGGAUGAGGAAUGACAAAGACCUGGGAAGAACCCACUCUCAUAGCAUAUGCACAACCUGGUUGGUGGAUCUAGUGGUCCUGUGUGUGUUGGGGGUCCCAUGUGCAUGGGGUGGUCCUGUGGGAGGGGUGAUCCCCCAUGCACUGGGGGUCCUGUGUGUGCUAGGCGCCUCAGCAGGCUCUCAGGCCCCUGCCCACCCACUGGGAGCCGUGGGUUCUGGGGAGGCCCAGCUCAGUGAGGGGAUGCAGCCAGCCCCUGCCGUUUCCCUUCUCCUUGGGGAGUCAGACUUCACAGGAAUCUGUACUUGAAUGUGAGACAUUGGUAAUAAAACUUUCAUGCUGGAGUGA
This is a messenger RNA of Equus quagga, 2743 nucleotides long. RefSeq names its product transport and golgi organization 2 homolog (gene TANGO2). NCBI's taxonomy places the organism in Eukaryota, Metazoa, Chordata, Mammalia, Perissodactyla, Equidae. Gene Ontology annotation, cellular component: Golgi apparatus. The coding region runs from base 1031 to 1861 and encodes 276 amino acids. The transcript has 9 exons. The record is from RefSeq and is a predicted model, not a curated record. Gene Ontology annotation, biological process: protein secretion; Golgi organization.